CAUGGGAAAGCAGUCAAGUCAGCCAUCCCAUUGAUAAAUUCAUCAAAAACUGUCAAAGGACAGAACAUUUGAAAUGUAUUUGUACAGUAGAGUAUCCCAGUAGUGGACUUUAUUACUUAAAGCCAUAGUGUACAUUUUUGUAACAGGAAUGGAAUUGACUGAAUGAUGAAUUGAUGUAAUGGUAAAAGACUGAAUUUGACUGUGAGCUGACAGCAAGGGAGGAGUUGGAGGUGUGUUUUAGUGGGAGGAGUGUGUUUUGGAAAUAGAAUGUGUUUGACUAGAGGCUGACAGCAUGGGAGGGGUGGAGGGAGUGGUCUCAGAUGUGUUUAUAAGCAGCAACUAAGCAGCCUGGAGCAUUGUACUUCCUGGAUAGCUGAAGUGAUUGUGUAAAGGUUUUUAUUUACUGUUAUUUCACUUUUCAAUAAUAUAGAUGGCUCCAGUGCGUUCUCUAUUUCGUUCAUGUCCACUUUGCUUUAAGGUUGUGGUUGGCUUCAGUCAGCACCUUAGGCAAGUACACAACGUUCGGAACACUGAGGAGAGGAUUCUCCUUUGUAAUUGGCAGUGGGGCCGUGUCAAUAUCAGGCAGGAGCGGUGUCCAGUGACAGGAUGCUCCACCCAUGUCAGCAGGCUGGACCGGCAUAUGGACUCCCAUACAGAGCUCAACAGAGCACAGAGGAGAUGGGCUUUAGAGGAGGUGAAGAGAAGUCUGACAAUGGAGAGGCUGGCGGCAUUGAGGGCAUCGAUCCCUAUUAUCCCAGUGGCCACCGAUUUUGAUAUUGUGGAGACUGCGAGGCAAGAAGAAGAGGAGGAUAACUUUUUAGAUACUUUUGCAGAGGAAGAGGAGGAAGAGGGCUGCACAUAUGAUUACUGCCACUGCCAAGCACCACUUUUGAGGCUGCAGAAAGCUGUGAAAGAGAGGGAUGAGGCCCUGACCAAGAAAAGUGAGACCAUCCAAUCCAUUAGAGAGGACAACCUGAAGCUGAUCUCUGAGCUGCAUAGAGUGAGGAAGAGGUACCAGCUACUGAAAAGGCAGAUGGGGAUUCUCAGGGUGAGUCCGGCAAAGGAGAGGUCGGCAAAGAGGUCCCUCAGCUUUCAGGCCGAGGCAGACACAGCCCAAGAGGAGCUGCAGCUGGACCAAGUGACAGGUUCAGGGGACCAGACAGAGGAGGCUACAGCGUCCGGAUCUGGCAGCAAACUUAUCUUCCCGGGCUCUGCCAUUAGUGUGUUUCUUGAGGGAUUCAGGAAGACCUGUGAGGGCCCCAAUCCAAAUUAUAAGCUAAGGGAAAAUUGUGCCGGAAAGAUCAAAAAGGGUAACGCAAUUUUUUGA
This is a messenger RNA of Coregonus clupeaformis (lake whitefish), 1327 nucleotides long. RefSeq lists its product as uncharacterized. The record is from RefSeq and is a predicted model, not a curated record. The coding region runs from base 431 to 1327 and encodes 298 amino acids. NCBI's taxonomy places the organism in Eukaryota, Metazoa, Chordata, Actinopteri, Salmoniformes, Salmonidae. The transcript has 2 exons.